Molecule: messenger RNA, 3589 nt
Organism: Clupea harengus (Atlantic herring)
Lineage: Eukaryota; Metazoa; Chordata; Actinopteri; Clupeiformes; Clupeidae
Gene: gxylt1b
Product: glucoside xylosyltransferase 1b
Exons: 7
Coding region: 314-1591 (425 amino acids)
Biological process (GO): protein O-linked glycosylation via N-acetylgalactosamine
Molecular function (GO): UDP-xylosyltransferase activity
Source: RefSeq, a predicted model, not a curated record
AUAUUAACGAGUAUAGUACAAAUGGCUGACCGUGCCUUUGUCUAUAAAUAGCCUUAAACGGUGUCUCAUGGUUCACCUCCGAAUAGGCUAUAACCAGAGACUUUGCUAUAACACGCGAACAAGCCAUGGGAAUAUCUCUUUGCGAAGUCACCCCUGGGGACGCCCUUUUUAACGCCUGAAUGCGGUGGGGGAUGGUAGUGGUGGUUGGCUUGGCACCUCAAGACUACAAUUGCCAUGAGCUUUUGUCGAUCGGUUGACCUGUCUGAAUCGGCUGUCAUGAAUCUGAGAGUUAACCCACAAUUAAUUAGCCAAGAUGCGGCGAUACAUGCGUGUUCUAGUUCUGUGCAUGGUGUUAGCGUUUUUCUCUGCGCUUUAUGUGUGUAGCCAUCUCUCCUCGUUGGGGACAUUUGAGUCCGUAGCCGUAGUUGGGGAUCUUGCUUUCUCACGAUCCGCUUCCCUGCAAAGCGACGUCGGGAAGAUAGCUAGGCAAUGGCCGGAGACAAGGGGCCCAGGGGAUCUGCAGGAUUACAGGCACGGUGCUGGGGAUACUGGCUCCUCCAGCGCUCCUCCCCCACCUCCUCAGAGGGGGAGAGGGAGAGAGGAGCCCAUGCACCUGGCAGUGGUGGCGUGUGGAGACAGGCAGGAGGAGACACUGACCAUGCUGAAGUCCGCCAUGCUGCUCAGUGCCAGACCAGCGAGCUUCCACAUCUUCGCUGAGGAGCAGCUUCACCAGGGCUUCAGGGAUCAGCUGGACUCCUGGCCCAGUAUGUACCGCUCCAAGUUUAACUACACCAUCUACCCCAUCACGUUCCCUGGGGAGAACCAGGAGGAGUGGAAGAAACUCUUCAAGCCCUGUGCCUCUCAAAGGCUUUUCCUACCGAUUCUCCUGAAGGAAGUGGACUCGUUGAUAUAUGUGGACACGGACAUCCUCUUCUUGCGUCCGCUGGAGGACGUUUGGGCGCUGCUGUCGCGGUUCAACUCCACCCAGCUGGCGGCCAUGUCCCCCGAGCACGAGGAGCCUCGCAUCGCCUGGUACAACCGCUUCGCCCGCCACCCCUUCUACGGCACCACCGGGGUCAACUCCGGGGUCAUGCUCAUGAACCUAACCAGGAUCCGCGCCGCCCACUUCAAGAAUGACAUGACCUCCGUGGGCCUGCGCUGGGGGGAGCUCCUGGUGCCUCUCUACCACAAGUACAAGCAGAACAUCACCUGGGGAGACCAGGACCUGAUCAACAUCGUCUUCCACUACAAUCCUGAGAACUUGUAUGUCUUCCCUUGCCACUGGAACUUCAGGCCCGACCACUGUAUCUAUGGUAGCAAUUGUGAUGCUGCCAAACAAGCGGGCGUGUUCAUUCUCCAUGGCAACAGAGGGGUGUUCCAUGACUCCAGGCAGCCGGCGUUUAGGGCCAUCUACGAUGCCAUCAAAAAGUUCCCUUUCGAGCAGGAUCUGGUGAGCGCCCUGCUCGCCCCCUUGGAGGUGGAACUGAACAGGACCACUCACACGUACUGUGGACAGGUGCACCACCUGCUCACACAGAACUAUGGCCCCACCUUAAUAGACAUCCAAAGAUCCCGAGACCAAGACAGAUGACCUGGGGAGGGGUGGGUGGGUGGUGGGGGUGGGUGUGAGGGGGGUGACGGCUGAUUGCCUCCAUCCGUUAAAGCCAGUUAUGUCCGCACUCUCCACCGCUGGUGAUGGUUACCACACGGUGCGGUGCAUGGUUGGUUAGCAGCGGCACCUUUUUUCUUUGUUUUGACCACGUCCGAAUGAACGGUGAGAUCCGUGUUCUCGGCCAGGCCUUCAUUAAGCUGUGAUGGUGUGUGGACUGGACUGGACUGGACUGGACUGGACUGGUCGGUCUUCUUGGCGGAGCCUUCUUCAAAGUUUGAUAUGAAAAGGGACACAGAGGAUUGGACUUGCACAGACUGGACUUCUGCAGCAGUGCUGUCGUCACUGAGCUGCUCAGGGUGGAGAGAGGAGAGGAGCAGUGUGUUGGGCUCAAGAGAGAGGAGAGGAGCAGUGUGUUGGGCUCAAGAGAGAGGAGAGGAGCAGUGUGUUGGGCUCAAGAGAGAAGGGGAGACUGGCGCAAGGAGGAUCCUGAGAAAUUGGUGGAAAUUCUGAAAGCACAAAAAACUCUUUUAUCCCACUAAACCACCGCCCUCUAAAUACCUGUGAAACUGACAUCUGGGCAACUGACCUCCAGAUGUUUUUGCAUGCCUUGAGCUCUGAAUGUCAGUGUUGUUUUAUUCAUCCAUGUAGAAACCCCCCCCCCCCAGGAACAACUGGAUGUUAGUAUUUCCACCUGUUGGUGGCUCGUGUUGGUUCCUCUAAGCGGAUCUUGAGCACUCCUCACCAUCGAUCAUCACUGGACGUGUCUCAGGAGUUUGAGCUCACACAGAACUGGAUGACUUCACACUACUGAGCCAAAUAUGUUUCAUCCAUAACUGGGAAACAAGUCAUGCUUCUGCUAAGUUUCUUUUGUGACCUAGCUAGCAGGUUAGCAGGAUUAGGAAACCUCCCCCUCACCACACAGCAUCCUGCUGGUUUAAGGCAGCCUUGUAUAAAAGGCUGUUUCCGUUCUACACGUCUCGUCAAAGGAAUAAAUAGCUGUGUUGGGGAAAGGUAUUGCAGUUCAGCGUCCCCUUGGCAGAUGAAUGUAUUUACUGCUAUGGCACGCUUCUUCCUAGGAGAAUUAGGUCUUAGGGGUCGGGUCUGCACAGAGAUGCUUACUGCCUCUUCAUUUAGGUGAAGAAAGUCAUUUUUACUCUCCGAUGAAUGUUUUUUUUGUGUGGUAAUUUUGCUCUUUUGUUUUUGUGCUUGUUUGUUUUGCUGAAUUUGUUUUAGAAUACAAGAACGUGUAUAUUUUUAAAGAGUGUUGAUUAUUUUCAAAGAAAUAGUAUCUUUGUUUUAAAAGAGUUAUGCAUAUGCGUUUAUAAGUUGACAUGUUGCCAAAAAAGAUUUUGUACAUUUCUGUGUUAGCUCUUGUUUUUAGUAUUUUUUUUCGGGUUUUCAAUAUUCAAAAUAUGUGUUAUUGUGUGCAACAAACAAAAUACAGGGACUUCUCUGAAAAAAACACUUAAUAGAACAGGAGAACCUGAGGCCUUCCCCGGUCACUUGAAUAAGUCAUUUUUAGUUUCCAUUUCUAAAUACAACAAGCAAAUAUGAAAAUGAAUGUAUUUCAAACAUUUUGUGAUUGUUAUUUGUUUCCACUAGGUGGCACUGCCUUUUCAUGAGAUGUGAAAUUAAUCAUGAUUGCAGGUGAUAUUCAUGGUAUUCUGGUAUUCUGUAGGCUACGGUGUGCAAGGAUGUUGCAUCCUCAGUGAACCAUCUCGGUCUUUGUGGGACUAACUCCUUUUAAACCCAUCCUAUCAGGAAGGCAGGUCACUAUUUCAGAACAAUUGAUAGUCUUUCAACCUGUUAUGCCUGUUCGUUCAGAUAUACGAUCACUGGACAAGACCGUUCGGACAAGAAUAACUAGAUGUCGGAGGUGACUCACCGCCGUGUAAACUUGUUGGUCAAAAUCAAUAUUAUUGACUUGACUCGAUUCCUGGAAUGACGGGCAUCCAUGACAUAGAAAAAACAACAGUA